Molecule: messenger RNA, 1093 nt
Organism: Prorocentrum cordatum
Lineage: Eukaryota; Dinophyceae; Prorocentrales; Prorocentraceae
Source: the annotation of a GenBank genome assembly
CAGGCGCAGGGCUGUCGCCGGGUGCGCCCCCAGCUUUCAUGGGCGAGCAUGGACCGGGUGCCCAGACCGCCGGGCACGUGCCGCGUGGAGCACCGUGACUUCAGGAUCGUGAUCAUGGAGGCCCCCGUGGAGUCCAACUCGGCACAGUACGUGACCGAGCUCAAGUCGCAGGGGGUCACAGAUGUGGUGCGGACCUGCGAGCCCACCUACUCCCCCGAGAGGUUCGAGAGCGAGGGCAUCAGGGUGCACGAGAUGACCUUCCCCGAUGGCGCAGCGCCUCCGGAGGAGACCAUUCAGAGGUGGACCGACCUGCUGAGGCGGAGGUACAGAUCCAAAGAUCCCGCCGACUCGGGAGUGGUUGCCGUUCACUGCCUGGCCGGGCUGGGGAGGGCGCCCGUCCUGGCGGCCGUGGCGCUGAUCGAGAUGACCCGCAUGGACUACAUGGACGCGGUCGAGAAGAUACGGGAGGUGCGGAGGGGAGCCAUCAACGUCAAGCAGGUCGCGUUCUUGAAGGACUCCUUCCGAAUACAAGCCUGUCACCUCGUCGCCGCCCUGCUGCAUCGUGAUGUAGACCACUCCAACUCGUGCCUCGUGGCACGGUGGCGGACCUUGCGCAGCCAUGUCGCGCAGCUUCUCCGCCGUGCCGAACAUCUGAGCUGCAUCAGGCUAAACAAAAAUCAGACCAGAGGUUGUCUGAGUCUGCGUCUUUUUGGCUCACGCGGUCCGAAUGACCGUAAUCGCCAGCGGAGCUCUGAAGGUAGUAGAGCAUCUUCGGCAGGACGCUGUCUUCGCUGCUGCAUGCUGGUCUUGGGUGCCUCGGACUACUUACUUAGUCUGCAUGGGCGAGUAACAAGAUGCCAACUGUUGUCGCAAGCCAGCACUCUGCGAGUGGCGGAGUGUAGAAUGUUCCUUCAGCUCAAGCGUGCUUCCCGUACGUAGUACCAACUUAUCGCGUUCCAGCUGUGUCUUGGUAUCGCGCUGCUCCAUGCCAGAUCGUCUUGCAGGAUCAAGCGGAAGGGACUUGCCGUUGAAUAUCGCGGUACUCUCUCUGCCUUCGAUAUUGCUAGCUCGUUUCCAGGAUAGAGUAUCUCAG